AUGAUCGCCAAAAUCCUUUCCAACGACCCGGAACCCGUCGUCCUCCACGAAGGCCUCGGAACUAUCUUCACGGGCGUCGUUCACCCAGUCUCGACUCUCGAAGCCCCUGUUCAUCAGUAUCUCGGUAUCAAGUACGCUUCAAUACCCGCCCGCUUUCGUCAAUCUACGCUAUGCAAAUUAUACCCUCCCCAAACUGACUGCUCGCACUACGGACCGAUUUGUCCGCAACCAAACUACAAAACCGUCGAGGAAGAGCUCUUCAAUCUGAAGGAGGACUGCCUCCCCGACCAGCGUCUCACGCAUUCCGAGUUCGAGUGCCUCAACCUUAAUAUCACUUGCCCCGCCGAUGCAAAUGCCGACUCCCGCUUGCCUGUGAUGCUUUGGAUACAUGGUGGCGGGAAUCGCGGUUCGGGCUCAAACUGGGUGUACGACGCUGGUCCGCUUGUUCAGAAGGGCAUCCAAUUUGGCAAGCCUGUUGUCGUGGUGUCCAUCAACUUCCGCCUCGGCCUCCUUGGGUUCGCGGCGAGCCCAGCCUUGUUGGCGGACAACCAGGCUGCUGGUGACGAAGGUGUGGGAAACUACGGCCUUCGUGACCAGCGUCGUGCCAUGGAAUGGGUGCAUCGUUUCAUCGGACCUUUCGGCGGCGAUCCCAACAACAUCACGCUGUUCGGCGAGUCUACCGGCGCUGGCGACAUCCUCUGCCACCUGCACUCUGCUGCUAACGAGAAGGCCCCGCUCUUCCAGCGCUCUAUCAUUCAAAGUCUAAUCGUCGACUUGGAUGUCCCCACUGUCCACUCUGCUGGCUGGCAACUCAACAGGACGCUGUCGACCGUUCGCAUCAACUCCCUCGAGGACAUGCGACAAGCCGACCCGGAGAAGCUUGUGGUCCUCGGCGAAAGUGUUCGUGCUAUCAACGACGGAGUCUUCUUCAAGUCCUCUUUCACCGGCUCUCUUGUUCCCGAAGAUUACGCCGCGCCUGCGGAUUCCGAAACGCUUCCGGGACACAACGAGGUCGGCGGGCAGUCACAUCACCUCAAGGUACCCUCAAGUAUCAAGGCCUAUCGGAUGCGUUCGCGUUCACGCCCUCGGCUCCCGCAUCCCUCACAGUAUCACCAGCCCAUCCUCAUUGGCGACUGUGGUGCCGAGUCCCUUCUAUGGUCCCAGCCCGCUUCGCGUUGGGGUGCAACGGGCGCGGUGAAACGCAUUCGCGCGAUCUGCCAGUCGCUCAACAAGGCAAGCACGCUCCUCCGCAUGUACGACAUCAGCGCGGCGACGCCUGCCGACGAGCUCGCGGACCGCAUCCUCGAGCUCAUCAACGACGCACGCUUCGCGUGGCCGACCGAACUCGUUGCCUCAGGCCUUGCGGCCACGCGGGGUGGACAAGGCGUGUGGCGGUACGUCUUCGACCAGGAGGGGCCCUCGCGCGGAGUACCGCACCACGCGGUGGACCUCAUGUAUCUCUUCGACAAUGUCCCCCUCCCGGAACUGCCUACUUCCUCGUACGACCGCAAUUCGGAGUUUCGGGAAGACGGCGGAUACUUCUCGGACGACGACAACUCACUCGACUCAUCGCCCUCAUCGCCUGCGUCUGACUCCUCCGGCUCGGACUGCUCCCCGAAAGCGCCGCGCGACCUCUCCGACCCGCAGACGUACACCUACGACGCGGAAUGGGCGCUGCCGGUCGUCGACGACUGGACAUACGCGCGUGUGCGCGCAGCCAUCCAGGAGCGGUGGCUGGCAUUCGCGUAUGGGGAAGCGCCGUGGCGCGCGGACCGCGUUUUCGUCUUCGGGCCUGAGGGCGAGACCGGCGAGCGCAGCUCGAAGAUCUUCCGCGCCCGUCGGCGCGUCGGUGUCUGGCGCGAAGCCCUGGCACCACUUGGGCUCGCGGUCGUACAGAAGCUCGGGCAGGAGCUGUGCAAUGGGCCUCCUGCGGAAACGAGGACGUCGAGGUGGUGA
Epithele typhae is the source of this 1956-nucleotide messenger RNA. Its product is annotated as carboxylesterase. The record is from RefSeq and is a predicted model, not a curated record. The transcript is spliced from 5 exons. NCBI's taxonomy places the organism in Eukaryota, Fungi, Basidiomycota, Agaricomycetes, Polyporales, Epitheliaceae. Bases 1 to 1956 code for a protein of 651 amino acids.